Messenger RNA from Anopheles funestus (African malaria mosquito), 4127 nucleotides. It is a transcript of the gene Myo31DF, whose product is annotated as unconventional myosin ID. The coding region runs from base 391 to 3471 and encodes 1026 amino acids. The record is from RefSeq and is a predicted model, not a curated record. Gene Ontology annotation, molecular function: microfilament motor activity; ATP binding; actin filament binding. The transcript has 9 exons. Gene Ontology annotation, biological process: actin filament organization; vesicle transport along actin filament. Lineage: Eukaryota; Metazoa; Arthropoda; Insecta; Diptera; Culicidae. Gene Ontology annotation, cellular component: cytoplasm; microvillus; plasma membrane.
AAUCUAGUUAUGCGUACGCUAUUUUGUUGCUUUUUGUCGUCUGCUGUGCGUUCGCUGUGCCAGUGAUGAGUUGGACAAUAACGCCGCGCGGUUUGAUGCUGUCCCCGCGUCAGCAUUGCGGCUUUUGUUCUGUGUUGUUACAGUGAGAUAGAACGAUCCCGAGUGUAGUUACUCUGCGACAGGCUGUUUUUUUGGCUUUGUUUGUACAGAGGAAGUGAUAUUGGAAAGUGACGAUUGUGCAAAACGGAAGGACGGCAUAACCGAGCAGCAUAGUUGUUGUUUUCAUUCAGUUUUGGUUCCAUCAAAAUAUCAGUUACCGGAGUGUUGUAGCAACAGUGAGGCGCAGCAUAAAACGUUGUGAUACAUUUCAGUGAAAUAAACGAACGCAGGAUGGCGCAUCAUCAAGGGCAGGAGGUUGGCGUACAAGAUUUUGUACUGCUAGACUCGGUAACGCAAGAAAAUUUCAUGGAUAACCUCAAGCGAAGGUUUCAAGCCGGCAAAAUUUACACAUACAUCGGUGAGGUUUGCAUUUCGGUGAAUCCGUACCGCGAGAUGAACAUCUACGGGCCGGAAUACGUCAACCGGUACAAGGGGCGGGAGCUGUUUGAAAAUGCGCCCCACAUCUUUGCGAUUGCUGAUGCCGCAUAUCGGGUGCUGAAGCAACGUAACAACGAUACCUGCAUCAUGAUUUCGGGCGAAUCGGGCGCUGGCAAGACCGAGGCGUCCAAAAUCAUUAUGAAGUACAUAGCGGCCGUCACGAACCAGGGUAAACAGGGCGAGAUUGAACGCGUAAAGAACGUGCUCAUCAAAAGUAAUGCAAUUUUGGAGUGCUUUGGCAAUGCGAAAACUAACCGCAACGACAACAGCAGUCGAUUUGGCAAAUACAUGGACAUCGAGUUCGAUUACAAAGGGGAUCCGGUCGGUGGCAUAAUUACCAACUAUUUGCUGGAAAAGUCCCGCGUCAUACAGCAGCAGAUUGGUGAACGCAACUUUCAUUGCUUCUACCAGCUUUUACGCGGUGGCUCUAAUAACGAGCUUCAGCAGUAUAAUCUUGUAAGAGAUCCGGGUGCAUAUCAUUACACGAAUCAAGGAAGCACAGAGGUUUUGUCGGAAAAAUCGGAUUACCGAGCAACGACCGGUGGUCUGCAAGCUCUUGGAUUUAGUGCGGAUGAGAUUUCCAUGGUAUGGCGUACGGUAGCGGCAAUUCUACAUUUGGGAAAUAUUGAAUUUCAAAUGAAGGAUGAGAAAAUAACCAUAACCAACGGGAAAACACUGGCCCAAGUUGCUCAACUCCUGCAGGUGACUGCGGAAGAAAUGCGUACCGCUUUAACAGAACGAGUGAUUGCAGCGCGAGGAGAAAUUAUGACAAAGAGCCACGACACAAAGCAAGCAGAGUAUGGUCGGGAUGCGUUGGCAAAAGCGAUAUACGAUCGUAUGUUUACCUGGAUCAUACAACGCAUCAAUAAAGCUAUUCUCGUCCCAGGAAGUACUACACAGAAACGCUACAACAAGGUGAUUGGCGUGCUGGACAUUUAUGGGUUUGAGAUUUUCGACCGUAACAGUUUCGAACAGUUUUGCAUUAACUAUUGUAAUGAAAAGCUGCAACAGCUCUUCAUCGAGCUCGUAUUAAAACAGGAACAGGAAGAAUAUAACCGUGAGGGUAUUGAAUGGACCAAUAUUGAGUAUUUCAACAAUCAGAUAAUUUGUGCCUUGGUAGAGCAAGCCGAUAAGGGCGUUAUUGCGAUCAUGAACGAAGCGUGCUUGAAUGUGGGCAAAAUAACAGACGAAAUGCUGUUGGGUGACAUGGACAAAAAAUUGUCCCAUCAUCCUCACUACAGCAGCCGUCAACUGAAGCCAAUGGACAAGGAGCUGCGUCACAAGGAAGACUUUCGUAUCACGCAUUAUGCCGGCGACGUAAUUUAUUCCAUCAGCGGGUUCAUCGAGAAGAACCGUGACACAUUGUUCCAAGAUUUCAAGCGCCUGUUGUACGGUUCGCACGACAAACUGAUCAGCUCGAUGUGGCCCGAAGGUGCGCAGGACAUUUCGAAAACCACGAAGCGGCCCCUAACCGCAGGAACGCUGUUCCAAAAAUCGAUGGCCGAGUUGGUGGCGACACUUUUGCGAAAGGAACCACUGUAUGUUCGAUGCGUUAAGCCGAACGACAUCAAAAGCCCGACCGUGUUUGACGAUGUCCGCGUGGAGCAUCAGGUGCGAUACUUGGGGCUGUUGGAGAACGUUCGUGUACGGCGUGCCGGCUUUGUGCACCGUCAACGGUAUGACAAAUUUUUGCUACGGUACAAGAUGAUUUCACAGUACACCUGGCCAAACUUCCGCGGCGGUAACGAUCGGGACGGCGUGAAAGUGCUGAUGAACGAGAAAAACUUUAGCCACGAUGUGCGGUUUGGAAAGACGAAGAUCUUCAUCCGUUCGCCGCAAACGCUGUUUGCGCUCGAGCAGCAACGGAACGACAUGAUACCGCACAUUGUGACGCUUUUGCAGAAGCAGGUACGUGGUUGGAUCGCGCGCCAGAAGUAUAAGAAAAUGAAGGCGGCGCUCGUCAUCAUGCGUCAUUAUCGAAAGUACAAGCUGAAGAGCUACGUGCAGGAUUUGGCCGUCCGGUUUCGUAAUGCACGCACGUUACGCGACUACGGCAAGGGCAUACAGUGGCCACAGCCUCCGCUUGUCGGUCGGCAAGCGGAACGGCACUUGCGGAUGCUGUUCUCCCGCUGGCGUGCGGCUAUGAUCCUGCGCAAAUACCCACGUGAAGAGUGGCCCCAGCUAAGGUUACAGAUAAUUGCUGCCAGUGCGUUCCGCAAGCGGAGAAAAUUCUGGGGACAUGAUCGCCGGUGGCUCGGCAACUAUUUGUCAAUCGUGGCAGAAAACAGUAAUUAUUCGUCGUACAAUGCGAGUGUGCGUAACAUCAAGAAUACGGAUCACUUUGAUACGAUUGUGUUUUCGGCGUUUGUGAAAAAGUUUAACAAAUGCAACAAAUCGGCUGAUCGCGCGAUCAUUGUGACGGAUGGCGCUAUUUACAAACUGGACGGGGCUAAGAACAAAUUCCGGAACAUGAAACGCACGGUUCCGAUUAGAGAGAUCACAUCAAUCAGUGUCAGUCCUGGACGCGAUCAACUUGCAGUAUUCCAUUCGCAUCAUAAUAACGACCUGAUCGUGUCGCUGCAAGGAGAACACCAACCCUUGAAGGAGGAUCGUAUCGGAGAGCUGGUGGCACAUGUCGUUAGGCGAUACUUUGCUAUCUGCCAGCAAGAUCUACCAGUGAAUGUGGCAUCCACGUUUCCUUUACGUCUGGGAAAUAAAUCACGUUCGUUAAACAUCGAGGCCGCCGUCGGUCAAGAUUUGCCGGAAUUUUCACACGCCGGUACCUUCAUCGUUUUUAAGGUUCCUCCAGCAUACGCCAGUCCGUUGGAAUCGACGGAAACAUCAGCACCUAACACGUUACCACAACGAUACUAGAUCAAAUAAGUAACAACACUGGACAAGCAGAAGUGCCAUUAUUAGCGAAGUGAGGACGAUACAGCUUCCUCCCAAGUAUUGACAAAAAAAUGCACGCAUUUCGUAAAAGUGUAUUCCACAUUGACUUACGCGCAGAUGGAAAAGCGGAUUCAACUGAAUGUGAUAAGGGAGUUUUGUACGUUGUUACCGUCUUUGAUUUUUAUCAAUGGAACAUUAAGCAGCAUUAUGGUGAAUUAUACAUUCACAAUUCAACGGCCAACACAAAAUUGCUGUUGGCGAAGACUAUUUUUUGCGGCACCAUCUUUAUGUUUUUAUAUACCUAGUUUUGAAUUUUAUUGUUUUGAUAAUUAGGAUUAACAUGUUCUUAAAGAAUGCUUAGGAAGCUGUAAGUCGUUUAUGAUUUUCUUGCUGUACUUAUUAAGCCAAUAAGGCUGCACAUACCCGGUCGGUGCAAUUUUUUUUAUCGCGGACUGCAAAUGCUGCAAUUUGUGCCUUUAACGAUAUUUCCACUAGCAGGAAUGGCAAUUACAAUGUAGUAUUAAUCGUUUCUAUUCUUAAUGCAGCAAAUAUAUCAGUAUUGGGGAUUGAUGCUGACUGGUAAAAUGUUUUACACGAUCCAACGCUGAAUAAAGAAUGUCGCGGCUUUCAACAUUUAA